This is a messenger RNA of Lates calcarifer (barramundi perch), 3728 nucleotides long. It is a transcript of the gene myzap, whose product is annotated as myocardial zonula adherens protein. The transcript is spliced from 14 exons. Gene Ontology annotation, biological process: intracellular signal transduction. NCBI's taxonomy places the organism in Eukaryota, Metazoa, Chordata, Actinopteri, Centropomidae. The record is from RefSeq and is a predicted model, not a curated record. The coding region runs from base 418 to 2490 and encodes 690 amino acids. Gene Ontology annotation, cellular component: intracellular anatomical structure.
AGGUGAAAUGUGGCCUGACAGGUCUGAUGGGAAUACAGGGACACAGAGAGAGAGACAGGCAGGGAGGUCUCUGAGUGACUGACAAGUCUGUCAGCCCAGCAGAUUUAGCAGCAGUCUGACUGGAAUUAAGACAAUGAAAUAUUUGUGCUUGUGUUGCUGGGUGUGGAGCUGGAUUGCACCUGGUCAUUUCACAGACUGAGAGGGCACCUCAGGGCCCUGUGGACUCCCACCGCCACCGACCAGGACUGACAGCAGAGAGUGGAAUUUCCCUCCUCUUCCCUGGGCUGGGGCCGGGGGCAGAUGGUCGCUCUGAGACUUUGAGUAGAACUCAGGAAGGAGAGUGAGAGGAAGAGUGGGAGGAGGGUCGGGGAGGGAGAGGGAGAGGAAGAGAAGCGAGGAGUGGAAAGAAGAGGAGACAUGCUUCGCUACGGUUCAGGACGAACUGUUUCCACCACCACCACCACAACAGAGGACCCUUCAGAGUCUUCAAGUGAGAGGAGGAUCAGACGCCUCAGGUUAACCCUACACGCAGGAGAUAAUGGAAGCAACGAACCAAAAACGGCAAAGUCGGACACGGCUGAGAAGGAGAAAGAUGUCAAUGCGACGUGGAAGAAGAAGAAUGGGCUGAUCCAAAGAGAGAGGCCAGCUGGCAGGGAGUCACCUCAGCAGCACCUCGGAGACAUGACCAAUGGGGUGCCAGAGUCCUCGCUGCAGCAUCAUGGGCCCAAAGUGUACGGCAUAGUGCAGAGGACGGGCUCGGACAGACAGCAGGAGGUGAUGGCACGAGAGUGGACGGUCAAUCACCUUCACGAUGAGAUGAGGUACAUCAGGGAGGUGAGAGAUUCUCUGGAGAAGGUGAGAGAGCGGAUGUACGGGCAGUUUGGUGGAAUGCAGCAAUCAAUGCAGAAGCUUUCACAGGAAAUCAGGUCUGCCAACUCUCAUCGGAGGAGUCUGGAGUCAGAGGUGAGGAUCCGGACGGCGGCCAUGGAGAGCUUUGAUCAGAUGAAUAGCUCCCUUAUAUCUGCCAACAUCGGCCUGCAGAAAUCCCUUCUAGAGAACUGUCAGAGCAGAGUGGACACCAGAGAGGAGGUGAAAAGUUUGCGGAGCACCUGUGAGAAAACUCAAGAAAAACUCAGAGACAAAGAGAGGGAGCUGGCUGCUGCACAGGCUGAAAACCAGACUCUGAGGUUACAGGUGGAGUCUUCGCGGGAGGCCAACACGAAGGCACUGCAGGAGCUCUCAGAGAAGCUACAGAGGGAGUACGAUGAAAAGCUGCAAGAGGAACAGCGGAAACACAGGGAGGAGAUCGAAAACCUGCAGGCCCAGCUCGAUGAGUACAUCAGGCGACUGGAGGAAGCAGAGAGAAACAUCAGGAUUGCAGAGGCCAAGAUUGCUGAGAGGGACCAGAGGAUCAUUGAAGUGGAGCGUCUACUGGACUGUAUGGGAAAGGAAAAGAGUCAACUCCAAAAGAAACUGCAGGAAUGUGAACAGCGGCUCCGCUUAAUGGAGCUGACGGACACAACCGAUGCAACUGUAGCCAAAAGGUCCCAACAACUGCAAGGUGAAGCGGUGGAUCUUCGUGAGAGAAUCAAACACUUGAACGACAUGGUGUUCUGCCAGCAGAGGAAAGUCAAAGGAAUGAUCGAGGAGGUUGAAACACUGCGAGGUCAAGUCGCUCAGAAGGAUAUGUUCAUCUCAGAGCUGCUGGACAGAAUUGCAAUAGUGGAGUGUGAGAAUAAUGAAUUAGAAGACAAGCUGAAGUAUUUUGUAUCCACACAGAAUAGGCCGCGAGAGGUUUUGGAAACCAGGGAGAUAGGAGUAGGCUGUGAUCUACUCCCCAGACGUGAAGCACAGAGGCAUGAUGUUGAAAGUCCUCAACCAACUCAUCUCCAUCCCAUACAACUCCCAUCACCUGUUCAACCUCCAUCACCAAUGAAACCAUCAUCAUCCACACAACCUCUGUCACCCACUCAAGUGUCAUCACCCACACAACCUCUGUCACCCACUCAACCUCUGUCACCCACUCAACUGUCAUCACCCACACAACCUCUGUCACACACACAAACUCCACCCCCCUUCCAACUCUCAUCCUCUACACAACCUUCAUCCCCCUCAUCUCCCCCUCAGCAUCCAUCCCUCUACCUGACAAUGCCCACCCAACCAAGGACGUUCAAGUCUAAUAACCCUCCACCCAGCAGGCUGGAGUCUAGCUUAUUGAGAUACACUCCUGUUGAAUACAGCCGCUUCCUGCAGUCCAACUCUUCUGUACCGAGCGGGAUGUUCCCCUACACCCGCCCGACUGUAUCUGAACCUCCUAUGAGCCCGGACCAGUCCGGGAGGGACGAGGUGGAUGCAGAAACAAACACAAACACACGCCCAAGUCCACAGGAACCCCCUUCAUCCCCUUCACGAGCAAGAUCAAGAGCACCUCGAGUUUAUACACCAUUCAUGAAACUUAUGGAAAUAACAGCUAAGAUAAAUGUAGAGUAACCUUAAAGUAAUAAUAAUAGACUUUAUACACAUUUUGUAAAAUACACUUAUUCUCUUACAUGAGAAGAUCUAUACCACUCACAUUUUUUAUAGCAACCAUGAUGCUAAAAUCAGCAGCUAGUUAGCUUAGCUUAGCACAAAUGCUGAAAACAGGGGGAAAGUCACUGCUCCCAGCCACAACAUUUUUACACUCAAGUUUUUGUACGGAUUACACACAGAAAAGAUAGAUGAGUUUGUUGAACAGUGAGCUUUAGCGGUGUCGGUGGGUGGAUUUUGAUACCUUGGGACAGAACAGAACAGAGCAGGGUAGUCUUCUCCCCGUUUCCAGUCUUUGUGCUAAGCUAAGUCAUAUGUAGCUGCCGUUAGCUUAGCAUAAAACUAAUCUGUACGUCAAGACUGUACGAUAAAUAUCUUUCUGCAGUUAAAAUUAAGCUACCUGUGGUUAAGCUAAUAAGCGGGGCUGUUUCUUAAAAUGUUGAACUAUUCCUUAAAAGCUCAGUCGUCUUUGGUCUUAUUUUCAUGGCUGAUUAUCUUUUUAGAAUCACCAUGUGUGACACAGAUCUCAUUUCUUAAGCAGUUGACACAUUCAUAUUAGUGAUUUGUUUGUCAUGUAUGGUGUAGAAUAUAAUUCUGGUCAAUGAUGACAAAAGUCUCAUGUAAGUUUUUCUUGCACAUAGUGCUGUUAAGUAUAAUAAAAUGUUGUAGGGUGUAAAUAAUCUGAUGCUCUGUAAAGAUAUUUUAGAAAUAACGUGUUGAAGGAUUAUGUUUGUUUCGUUUACAUUGAAUGUAGCCACCUUGUGUUGCUCAUGGAGCUAUGAGUAUUCACUCUUAUAUGAAAGUUGAUAAAGUUAUUGUGUGUAUUUUGCUAUGAUUUUAUAUUGUCUCUGUACAAAUUAAAUGAAUAUUAUUUUGUUAUUGACACUAUGUACAAAAUAUUUAUUAACAUGUUUUGUGCCUUUGUGAACAGCCUACUAUCUGAUACUGGUGGUGGGAAUGAAUCUCUGUGAAUUGGCAACAGGGUAAUCAUGUAAUGUAAAUUUCUGUGCUAAUGGUAAAACUGUAGAGAUACCUUAAGAGGUGACUGCCAUUCCUGAGCCACAGGCACAAGUAUUAUCCAGCUGUUGUCUGCACUGCCACAACUGUAUGAUGUGCCUUUUCCUUAACAUUACAUAUCAAACUGCAACUAAUGAGAAGAGGCCUGCAUAUGUUUGGCUAAUAAAGACUAUACUGUACAAGUA